GCAAUGCAACUACCUACUGUGGGAGAAGAACCCACAGCCUUCUGCAUCAAAGUAAAUGAUUCCUGCAUUAAAUCAAUUCGUUCACCUGGCCUGAAAGUUGCAAUAUAUUUAGCUUGCAUGUUUGGAACUCUGCUUACAAUACUGGGAAACCUUACAGUAGUGGUAUCAGUGGCCCAUUUCAGAGUACUCCAUUCUCCAUCCAAUGUGCUGGUUCUGUCACUUGCUGUAGCUGAUUUUCUUCUAGGAUUAUUAGUGCUUCCUUUCAGCAGUGUAAGAUCUGUUGAAACAUGCUGGUAUUUUGGAGAUGACUUCUGUAAGCUGCACACCUGUGUAGAUUCAUCACUUUGCUUAGUCUCCAUUCUUCAUUUGUGCUUCAUUUCAUUUGAUCGUUACUUUGCAGUUUGUGACCCUCUGCAUUAUACAACAAAAGUUACAAUUCCAGUAGUAUGCAUUUAUAUAGUUGUUGGUUGGGUCCUUUCAAUUAUUUAUACUGUUUUCUGGAUAUAUUCAAAUGUUCUUGAAAAAAACCUGAAGUACUUAAUGUCUGAAGGCUAUUGCACAGGAAGUUGUCAGAUUUUGUACAAUAAAGUGUGGGGGUGGGUAAAUUUCCCUGUUUUCUUUAUUCCAUAUUUUAUUAUGAUUGGUCUGUAUACAAAGAUAUAUUUUGUUGCACAGAGACAAGCUAGAAUGAUAGGUGGUACAAUGGAUUCUGACGGGUUAGGAAAACAAACCAGAGCAUCAAAAAGUGAAAGAAAGGCUGCAAAAACACUAGGAAUAGCAGUUGGAUUUUACAUGCUUUGCUGGGUUCCUUUUAUGAUAGACACAUUAAUCGAUCCAUUUAUAAACUUUGCUACUCCAGCCCUACUAUUUGAUAUCCUAUUUUGGUUUGCAUAUUCUAAUUCAGCUUGCAAUCCUUUAAUUUAUGGAUUUUUUUAUCCUUGGUUUAGAAAAGCUUUAAAACAUAUUGUAACUUGCAAAAUAUUUUAUACAGGAUCAUCAUCAAUAAACUUAUAUGAGCUUUAA
Protopterus annectens (West African lungfish) is the source of this 1023-nucleotide messenger RNA. RefSeq names its product trace amine-associated receptor 5-like. The record is from RefSeq and is a predicted model, not a curated record. Lineage: Eukaryota; Metazoa; Chordata; Ceratodontiformes; Protopteridae. The annotation marks the transcript as partial. Gene Ontology annotation, biological process: G protein-coupled receptor signaling pathway. The transcript has 2 exons. Gene Ontology annotation, cellular component: membrane. Gene Ontology annotation, molecular function: trace-amine receptor activity.